Zingiber officinale is the source of this 2614-nucleotide messenger RNA. RefSeq names its product ATP-dependent zinc metalloprotease FTSH 5, mitochondrial-like. The record is from RefSeq and is a predicted model, not a curated record. Gene Ontology annotation, cellular component: membrane; chloroplast thylakoid. Lineage: Eukaryota; Viridiplantae; Streptophyta; Magnoliopsida; Zingiberales; Zingiberaceae. Gene Ontology annotation, biological process: proteolysis. The transcript is spliced from 7 exons. Bases 150 to 2309 code for a protein of 719 amino acids. Gene Ontology annotation, molecular function: ATP hydrolysis activity; ATP binding; metalloendopeptidase activity.
CUUUUUAAUUGUUUACUCCUCUUCGUCUCCAUUCGCCCUCCGCCGCCGUCGUCGCUUUCUCUUCCUCCUCCGUCUCACGCGUCUCUUCGCCGGUCGUCGCCUCAGGCGUCUCCUCGACGGCUCCAUUGCACCGCCAAAUCGAAUAGGCCAUGGCUUGGAGGCGCGCCCUCACCAAGUUUGGAAGACAACAGUUGUUGGGAUGCCCACAUUUAUAUGGCAGAGCUCAAGGCCAUUAUGCUAUGGACAAUAUUGAAGUUGGUUUGGGUAACAGACUUGGAAGCUUCCAGGUAAGAUUCCAGUCAAGCUAUGCUGGUAAUUUUGCUGGAAGAAUACGAGAUGGACAUGGAAUGACUGAUGUAACACUGCUUAAAGAGCUUUAUAGAAGUGAUCCUGAAAGAGUAAUUAGAAUUUUUGAAAGUCAGCCAUCACUGCACUCAAACUCUUCUGCACUUGCUGAAUAUGUCAAGGCAUUAGUGAAAGUGGAUAGGCUGGACCAAAGUACAUUGCUGAAAACUCUGGAAAGAGGCAUCGCUAACUCAGUGAGGGAGGAGGAGACCUUUACAAACAUUAACAGUAUCGCUGCAUUGGAGAAUGUUGGCCAAAUAACAAAAGAUGGUGUGCUUGGGACUGCAAGUGCACCCAUCCACAUGGUAACUGCAGAAACCAGCAAUUUUAAGGAGCAACUAUGGCGUACAUUACGAACUCUUGCAGUCUCAUUUCUUUUAAUAUCUGGUGUCGGGGCACUUAUUGAGGAUAAGGGUAUUAGUAAAGCAGGACUUGGUCUACAUGAAGAAGUCCAACCAACUAUGGAGUCUAGUACAAAGUUUAGUGAUGUAAAAGGUGUUGAUGAGGCCAAAGCUGAAUUAGAAGAAAUUGUCCAUUACCUUCGAGAUCCUAAGCGUUUCACUCGCCUUGGUGGGAAGCUUCCAAAAGGAGUUUUGCUGGUUGGCCCCCCUGGCACAGGAAAGACAAUGUUAGCAAGGGCUAUCGCAGGGGAAGCUGGUGUCCCUUUCUUCUCAUGCAGUGGAAGCGAGUUUGAAGAAAUGUUUGUCGGUGUUGGAGCUAGGAGGGUUAGGGAUCUUUUUACUGCAGCAAAGAAAAGUUCUCCUUGCAUCAUAUUCAUUGAUGAGAUUGAUGCAAUUGGUGGGAGCCGUAACCCGAAGGAUCAGCAAUACAUGAAAAUGACAUUGAAUCAAUUACUUGUUGAGCUGGAUGGUUUUAAGCAGAACAAUGGUAUAAUUGUCAUUGCAGCAACCAAUUUCCCAGAAUCAUUAGACAAAGCACUUGUGAGACCUGGUCGUUUUGACCGUCAUAUUGUGGUUCCUAAUCCAGAUGUGGAAGGCCGGAGACAGAUUUUGGAAUCACACAUGUCAAAGGUCUUGAAAGCUGAUGAUGUCGAUUUGAUGAUUAUUGCCAGGGGCACACCAGGGUUCUCAGGUGCUGAUCUUGCAAAUUUGGUUAAUGUUGCUGCUCUCAAGGCUGCCAUGGAUGGUGCAAAGGCUGUUACAAUGGCUGAUUUAGAUUAUGCAAAGGACAAAAUCAUGAUGGGCAGCGAGCGAAAAUCAGCAGUUAUUUCUGAAGAAUCCAGGAAACUUACAGCUUACCAUGAAGGUGGUCAUGCUCUUGUUGCUAUCCACACAGAUGGCGCCCAUCCUGUCCACAAAGCUACAAUUGUACCCCGAGGAAUGGCUCUUGGCAUGGUCGCACAGUUGCCCGAGAAGGACGAGACAAGCGUCUCUAAGAAACAAAUGCUGGCAAAGCUUGAUGUCUGCAUGGGUGGCCGGGUAGCCGAAGAGCUAAUAUUCGGGGAGAACGAAGUGACUUCUGGGGCAUCAUCAGAUCUGCAGCAAGCAACCAACCUUGCAAGAGCAAUGGUCACACAGUACGGAAUGAGCAAGGAGGUUGGGUUCGUUUCUCACAACUAUGAUGACAACGGCAGGAGCAUGAGCACCGAAACAAGGCUGCUUAUUGAGAAGGAGAUCAAGGAGUACCUAGAAAGAGCUCACAAUAAUGCACAAACUAUUUUGACAACCCACAAUAAAGAGCUGCAUGCCCUUGCCAAUGCACUUCUUGAGCACGAAACACUCUCGGGCGCACAGAUCAAGAAUCUGCUCGCUCGUGUAAAUAGCCACCACCAGCAGCAGCAAGAACAACCUCAGAUAGUGUCAGCUCCUCCUCAAGUGAAUUCCCCAGCAGUGCCUACGACCCCUCCCUCUGCAGCUGCGUCUGCGGCAGCUGCUGCAGCUGCAGCCGCAGCCCAAGCAGCCGCCAAGGCCAAGGGAGUUGCGCAGCCUGCAGUCGGAUCCUAGUGUAAAAUCUAUCAGCCUGUAUAAUAGUCACUUUAUGCUGCUGGUUAUUCUAUCUCAGGAACCGAUGUAGUUCAUUAUAAGUAAGAUCUGCAGAGGGGCACAAGGGUAGAAAUCAACGGAACUAAAAUUUAAAUGCUUUGAGAUUUUUCAAAUAGCAUCUUUGGCUGCUAUAUCCUUUCUCUUUACUACAAAGAGGGUAGGUAGGAUUGUUGAUUUUAACACCAGAAGUACCACUAUAUUAAUUUGCUUUUGUACUUGGAGCUUGUAGCAAUCUCUCACAAGAAUAUAAAUAAAAUAAAAUAAAA